Molecule: messenger RNA, 504 nt
Organism: Myotis myotis
Lineage: Eukaryota; Metazoa; Chordata; Mammalia; Chiroptera; Vespertilionidae
Product: pro-glucagon-like
Exons: 3
Coding region: 1-504 (167 amino acids)
Biological process (GO): positive regulation of insulin secretion involved in cellular response to glucose stimulus; negative regulation of apoptotic process; adenylate cyclase-modulating G protein-coupled receptor signaling pathway
Cellular component (GO): extracellular region
Molecular function (GO): hormone activity; glucagon receptor binding
Source: RefSeq, a predicted model, not a curated record
AUGCUUCUUGAGCGAGUCCACUCAAGAAGAGACUUAGUUGCACCAAUCACUGUUCUUCACAGCUCGCUCCCAGCUCCCCAGGCAGACUCGCUCAAUGACCCGGAUCAGAUAAAUGAAGAGAAGCGCCACUCCCAGGGCACAUUCACCAGUGACUACAGCAAGUAUCUGGACGCCAGGCGUGCCCAGGAUUUUGUGGAAUGGUUGAUGACCAGCAAGAGGACCAAUAAUAACAUUGCCAAACGUCAUGAUGAAUUUGAGAGACACUCUGAAGGGACCUUUACCAGUGAUUUCAGUUCUUAUUUGGAAGGCAAAGCUGCCAAGGAAUUCAUUGCUUGGCUCGUGAAAGGCCUAGAAAGGCAAGACCUCCCAGAAGCCAUUCCUGAAGCGCUCCGCCGCAGACAUGCCGAAGGCUCUUUCUCUGAUGAGAUGAACACAGUUCUUGAUAAUCUUGCCACCCAGGACUUUAUAAACUGGCUGCUGCAAAACAAAUAUACCGACAGGUGA